This is a messenger RNA of Cantharellus anzutake, 462 nucleotides long. RefSeq lists its product as uncharacterized. Lineage: Eukaryota; Fungi; Basidiomycota; Agaricomycetes; Cantharellales; Hydnaceae. The coding region runs from base 1 to 462 and encodes 153 amino acids. The record is from RefSeq and is a predicted model, not a curated record. The transcript has 3 exons.
AUGGACCAGGAAGUGGAGGAUGAUAUGGUGCAUUGUGUGAGAGCACGAGAGGCACAUGAGAGAUUGAUGACCAGUAGAGGAGGGAAUAGGGGGAAUUUUUGGAUACUGAGGGGCAUUGUGUAUCUUUCUUCGCUCAGCAGAGGUAUGAUUGUGAUGAAGGGUGAAGGGAUAAAUGGGUUGCUCAACAUGGUUCCCAAGAAAGCAAAACUCCCUCAGAGUGUUAGCAUAACAAAGUAUCCAUGUUGCUGGAAGGCCCUAUGGGCUCCCAUUGUACAAAUGUCCCAGAUGUGGUCCAGAACACCACCCCCAAUCACACCAUUUCAGUUGGUGUUUCAACCAGGUGGGGACCUAUUGGUCCAGCUGGAACAGCAGGCUCUGUGGUUCAGGAGCAUGCUGCAUCACAAGCUGAGCUUGGGCUGCAGGGAUGACUCAAUGUCUGGUUCCAUGACAUGGAAGAAAUGA